AUGUUCCUUGACAAAAUAAAACCAACUACAGAAAUAAACGACGCAAGACUGAAAGAUUGGGUAAAAGCUUUCCCAUUCACAAAAGAUAUAGUUGGUAACAUGGAAAGAAAACCAGAAUGGCUACAAAAACAUAUAUUUGGAAACGAGCAUAUUCCAUAUGGACAGGCACUGUUUGAAGAGCUUGAACCAGAAACUCAGGAAAGAGUCAUGCAAACAAUACGCGAAGACUCAAAUACAGACUAUGACAAACUCUUUCUAGGAUAUAGGUUACCUGAGAUGGGCGACCAGAGCCAAAAGGCAAAAAGGACAUGGGAAAUUUGCAACAUACUAGAUGAACAUAAUGCAAAGAUGCAACAACUUCAAGCAGAGGGCAAUGAAGGAAAAAGAAGAGUUAAAAACUCAGUCAGGAAGAAAGUAAAGCUUGGUCGGAGUGGGUUCUAUUAUGACAUAUAA
Molecule: messenger RNA, 453 nt
Organism: Trichomonas vaginalis G3
Lineage: Eukaryota; Parabasalia; Trichomonadida; Trichomonadidae
Product: protein of unknown function, DUF4106 family
Exons: 1
Coding region: 1-453 (150 amino acids)
Source: RefSeq, a predicted model, not a curated record